This is a messenger RNA of Miscanthus lutarioriparius, 1068 nucleotides long. The record is from the annotation of a GenBank genome assembly. Lineage: Eukaryota; Viridiplantae; Streptophyta; Magnoliopsida; Poales; Poaceae.
AUGAGCUGCAGCUCGCCGCCGCCGCUGGAGCAUCAUCACGACGCCGGCCGGACGAGAGCCCCGGCUCUGGACCUGCUGGACGAGUACUGGUUCUUCAGCAACACCCUCGUCACCAAUAACAGCGCCAAGAAGAAGACGCCGCCGCACCUGCCCAGGUCGCCGUCCACCUCCACAGCCACAGGCACAGGCACAGGCACAGGGGAGAAGGCCUCGGCCUCGGCGGGGCCGCCGUCCAGGCUAGGGGGCCGGAGGCUGCUCCGGACGCCGUCGCUCCCGACGUCUCGCGUCGGGAUGACGACGAUGGAGUUGCCCUUGCCCACCAACAAGGAUGACGACGACGACCUGGUACAUCAGGACGGAGCAGGUGCUGCUGCCAGUGCCAGUGCCAGUCGACAGCCCCAGCGACGGCAACUACAAGCAGCAGCAGCAGCAGCAGCAGCGGAUGAGGUGGACGACGAUGACCUCAACUGGAGCUCCAUCUACGAGGGCGUCCUGCGAACACGGAUGGCGGAGGGAGGCGGCAGGUCGGCGCUGCACCGGGCGCCGUCCAUGCCCGUCCCCUCGUCCGCCACGGCCACGGACCACCACCACCACGGAGGCGGCGGGCGGCGGCAGACCAAGUCGACGCCCAGCAUGCUCAGGCUGCUCCGGCACUCGCACAGCACGCUGGGGAGGCACACGCCGCCCACCGCCACCAAGCAUCAGGCUGAGCAGAGGAUGCCCAGCGCGGUGGCCCGGUGCAGCAAGAAGCAGACGACGAGCGGCUUCCAGUUCCAGGACAAGAAGUGGAAGAGAUCCAGCGACCUGGAGUCCAUCGAGGUGCAGGAGGAGCUGAGGGCGAGCCUGGCCGACGUGCUCCCGGGCCUCAAGCAGCAGACCAAGAGCAAGAGCCAGAGCCAGAGCCAGGGCCAGAGCAGCAGCAGCAGCCCCCGGCGGCCUUACCUGUCGGAGGCGUGGCAGCAGGUGCGGCGGCCGGCGCUGGCUAGGGUGCAGUCGGCGGCGGAGAUGAAGGACCAGCUCAGGAUGUGGGCGCAGGCCGUCGCGUGCAACGUGCGACAGGAGUGUUAG